AUGUUUUCAAAAAUCAUUGUUGUCUUUGCCAUUUUCGGUGCUGCUCUCUGUUUUGCUCCCGAUCGCUUAGCCGUUGAACAAGCCAAUGUUUUCGAAAAUGCUUUCGAUGAUGCUUAUCGACGUGAAGGAGUUAAAGGAAUUGCAGUUUAUUUCACUGAAGAUUUCAAAUCAUUCAACAUUGAUGGAAAUGAGAGGAACAAAAGUAUGAACUUGACCCUAGUUCCCUAAAUCUAAAUUAUUUUAAAUUUCAGCUCAAUAUCUGGAAUACUUGUUAAAUGUCGAUGUUCAAGAUAUCUUCUUCCAUCCUUCGAUUCAAGCUACAUUCGAUUUGCACACCAAAAAUCUUCUUAUCAGUUAUCACUAUGGAGAAGUCUUGUAUGUCUUCACUUUGAAACCAAAUCGUGCACUCAAAGGAGGUUAUCAAAUCAAGAAAAUUGCACCAGCUUAUUAA
Molecule: messenger RNA, 451 nt
Organism: Caenorhabditis angaria
Lineage: Eukaryota; Metazoa; Nematoda; Chromadorea; Rhabditida; Rhabditidae
Source: the annotation of a GenBank genome assembly